GGCUCAGUCCGGCCCACCAUUUGGCGGGAAAUACAUAUAAAAUGGAGGGUAGUUCAUCUUCUUCACCUGCUCCUGGGCUUAAGUCCGCCUUCUCCUCAGAGUAUGAUCGUUCUCAGCUUCCUGACCUUUUAAAGUUCUAUUACUCCUGGAUAUUUCCUUAUCAGAAAUAUUACGAGUGGCUCUGCUAUGAUGAGGAUAGUUUCAGCCACAGAGAGUUCUCCUUCACGUUGGAAGAUGACGUUUAUGUCCGUUAUCAGUCGUUUGACUCCUGCUCUGCUCUCAAGGAAGGAAUUAGGAAGAACUGUCCAUUUAAAAUUGAUAUUGGAGCCAUUUUUAAUCACAAGCCUAGGAUACACAAGUCCAUUCAGCCAGGAAACUUUAGAGCCGAGAGCAAAGAGCUGGUCUUUGAUAUUGAUAUGACCGACUAUGACGACAUAAGAACCUGCUGCAGUGAUGCUAAUAUUUGUCACAAUUGUUGGACGUUUGUCAAAAUUGCCAUCAAAAUCAUUGACAGGGCCCUCAGUGAGGACUUUGGUUUUUCCCAUCGUCUUUGGGUUUACAGCGGAAGGAGAGGAGUCCAUUGCUGGGUCUGUGACCCUCAGGCUAGGAAACUGAGUCAGUCAGCAAGAACUGCCAUUGCAGAGUAUCUUACGCUAGUUAAAGGAAACGAUCAACAAGUGAAGAAGGUCAGUCUAAAGCAGCCAAUCCAUCCUUCAAUAAAUAAUGCCUUGGGUAUCAUUGAUGAAUAUAUUGAGACACUAGUGAUGGAACAGGACUACCUUUCCUCUGAGGAAAGAUGCAACAAACUUGUAAGAUGUCUCCCAAGAAGAUAUUCUGAACAGUUACAGGAAGAUUGGAAAGCUAGAAAUGAAACGUCAUGGACAAGAUGGCAACGGAUGGAGUCAGUACUAAACAGAGAUACUGAUGAUAGAACAUGCAAGGAGGUGAAGCUACAGUACUCUUACCCUCGUCUUGAUGUUAAUGUCACUAAAGGUCUCAACCAUUUGCUGAAGAGUCCUUUAUGUGUCCACCCUAAGACAGGCAGAGUCUGUGUUCCUAUUAAUUUGAAAGAGAUUGAUGAUUUUGAUCCGUUUGCUGUCCCGACAGUCAGUCAGUUGUGCCACGAGUUUGAAACCAGAACUGAUGGGAAGAAAGAUUAUCAUUGUACAUCACUGGCUCCUUAUAUGACGACUUUUGUUCAUUUUGUCACGUCUCUUCAAAGUUCCUCAUCAGCUCAGAGAAGGAAAUCAGGAGCAACUAGUAUGGACUUUUAGCUCAGUUUUGUUUCAAUUUCAAACACUUUUUGAUUUUUAAACAUAAACUUUAUUAUACAGAGAGAGAGAGGCAGUAACUAUAUAUUAACAAUAGGAGUCCAUGAAGGACUACUAGACACAAUAAAUGAAUGAUUUAUAGAUUAAGUUCUAGUUGUGCUUGCCCUUUUUCUGUUUCUUAAAUUUCUUUAUUUUCUUAUCA
This is a messenger RNA of Amphimedon queenslandica, 1473 nucleotides long. RefSeq names its product DNA primase small subunit-like. The transcript is spliced from 12 exons. The coding region runs from base 42 to 1274 and encodes 410 amino acids. Lineage: Eukaryota; Metazoa; Porifera; Demospongiae; Haplosclerida; Niphatidae. Gene Ontology annotation, biological process: DNA replication, synthesis of primer. The record is from RefSeq and is a predicted model, not a curated record.